AAGGGUCCAAUGAAAUUGAAAGGGUGUGGAAGUGACUGAAUUAGGUAAGGCUCCUGCAUGCAAAAUUGCUUCCAUUAUUUAAACCCACAUAGAGAAUAAACAAAACAAAGCCAUCAAUGGAGAAAAUCCAACACUCAACCAUCCCUACCAAUGGCAUUAACAUCCACCUUGCUUCCAUUGGCUCCGGCCCCGCGUUGCUAUUCCUCCAUGGCUUCCCAGAGAUCUGGUACACAUGGCGUCACCAGCUUCUCUUUUUUGCUUCCAGGGGCUUCCGAGCCAUAGCGCCUGAUCUCCGUGGAUAUGGUGACUCCGAUGUGCCACCAUCUCCUUCUUCCUAUACAGCUCACCACAUCGUCGGCGAUCUCAUUGGCCUCCUCGACCAUCUCGAAAUCGAUCAAGUUUUCUUAGUAGGCCACGACUUGGGAGCUACUAUAGCUUGGUACUUUUCCAUUUUCAGGCCUGAUCGAGUCAAGGCUUUGGUCAAUUUGAGUGUUUAUCAUACUCCUCGGAUUCCGGAAAUGCCGCCUCUCGCCAUUAUCCGUUUGUUCCUUGGUGAUGAUUUCUACAUUUGUAAAUUUCAGGAACCUGGAGUCGCAGAAGCAGAUUUAGGGUCAGUAGAUACGGCUACGAUGAUGAAGAAAUUCCUGACGUUGAGAGAUCCAAGCGCUCCGAUUGCACCAAACGGAUUCAGUACACUACUGGCAACUCCAGAAACCUUACCUUCGUGGUUAACAGAGGAUGAUGUAGAUUAUUACGCUUCCAAAUUCGCGAAAACCGGCUUCACCGGCGGACUAAACUACUAUCGUGCUCUUGACCUAACUUGGGAGCUGACGGGGCCAUGGACUGGAGCAAAGAUCAAAGUUCCAACAAAAUUCAUUGUUGGGGAUCAAGAUCUGGUAUACCAUUUUCCGGGGGCGAAGGAGUACAUUCACGGCGACAGUUUCAAGGAGGACGUACCGCAUUUAGAAGAAGUGGUGGUGAUAGAAGGAGCAGCUCACUUCAUUAACCAAGAGAAGGCCGAUGAAAUAAAUUCCCUCAUCUACGAUUUCAUCACCAAAUUCUAAAUAAUUCUCACAUGGCACACCCCACUACUACUACUGCACUUACCUCAUAUGGUCUUAUAUUUUAGCACGUUUACAUUUUUAAUAUUACUUCGUGAGUAUGAACAAUAUAUAUAUAUAUAUAUGAGAUAAUAAUGAUUUCCUAACA
This is a messenger RNA of Cucumis sativus (cucumber), 1209 nucleotides long. RefSeq names its product epoxide hydrolase A. The record is from RefSeq and is a predicted model, not a curated record. Gene Ontology annotation, molecular function: hydrolase activity. The transcript is spliced from 3 exons. NCBI's taxonomy places the organism in Eukaryota, Viridiplantae, Streptophyta, Magnoliopsida, Cucurbitales, Cucurbitaceae. Bases 117 to 1064 code for a protein of 315 amino acids.